Xyrauchen texanus (razorback sucker) is the source of this 6882-nucleotide messenger RNA. Its product is annotated as membrane metallo-endopeptidase-like 1. The transcript is spliced from 24 exons. Gene Ontology annotation, cellular component: plasma membrane. Gene Ontology annotation, biological process: protein processing. Lineage: Eukaryota; Metazoa; Chordata; Actinopteri; Cypriniformes; Catostomidae. Bases 158 to 2455 code for a protein of 765 amino acids. The record is from RefSeq and is a predicted model, not a curated record. Gene Ontology annotation, molecular function: metalloendopeptidase activity.
UCAGAACAGACAGUCCCUCCGAUAUCCAGCUGUCUGGCCGCUGAUUCAUUUCACCACAUACCAGCUCUGGGUGCAAACUCAGAAGGGGUGUUGGAGAAAUUGAAAGGCGUCCUAAAAGGGCCAACAAGGAUUCCAUCAUCAAAAGUGAGCUCUGAGAAUGGGAAAAUCAGAGAGCCAAAUGGAUAUCAUGGAGAAAACCACUAAACAAAGAAAGCAUCACUGGACCGUCAUUGAGAUCGGAUUGUCUAUUAUUGUGCUUCUCAUGAGCUGUGCUCUGGCUGGACUCAUCGUGCUCUACACUUCAGCUGUGAAAGAGCAUUUUAACAGAAAUGAUUCUUCAAAAGGGCUGAAAUAUCAAUCAAAAGCUGACAGCAAUGUCUGCACAACCCCAGAGUGUGUGACUGCUGCAGCCAGAUUACUCCAGAACAUGGAUCCCAGCGUGAAGCCGUGCCAGAACUUCUAUCAGUACGCCUGUGGAGGCUGGAUCGAGCGUCAUGUCAUUCCAGAGACCAGCUCACUCCACAGCGUAUUCAAUAUCUUGAGAGAUGAGCUGGAGAUAGUGCUGAAAGGAGUUCUUGAGAUGGAAAGUAAGAGUGACAGAGAGGCCUUCAAGAAAGCCAAAACACUCUACAGUUCAUGCAUGAAAGAAAAUUUAAUUGAGCAGCGCGACUCGCAGCCUCUUCUCAGACUCAUCGACAGCAUCGGCGACUGGCCUGUUGCCUCUGAUGUCUGGAACAGCACAUCAGAGGAAGCAUGGAGCCUGGAGGACAAGCUGGCCAUUCUAAAUUCCCAGUACAAUAAGAAGGCAGUGCUCGAGAUGUUUGUGUGGCCUGAUGACCGCGACUCCAGCCGCUACAUUAUCCAUGUUGACCAGCCAGCACUAGGCAUGCCUUCGAGAGAUUAUUACCUCAGUGAUGGAAACUAUAAGAAGGUGCGCAAGGCCUACCUGGAGUUCAUGGUUUCCAUGGCAAGGAUUGCGCGAGAAGACCGGAACUUGACCCAAGAUGAAGACCGCGUGUGGGAGGAGAUGACUCAGGUUUUGGAGUUGGAGACAGAUCUUGCUAACGCUACCUCACCUGCUGAAGAACGCAAUGACAUCACAGUGCUGUACAAUAAAAUGACACUGACAGAGGUGCAGCAAACAUUCAACCUCAAUGGCUUUAAUUGGACACGCUACAUACAUGGAAUCAUGUCAAGCGUUUCGAUUACGGUGCAACCAGAAGAACCCAUUGUUGUGUACUGCUCACCGUAUCUCGAGAAGCUCAGUGAUGUCCUCUUUAAACACAGUCACAGGACUCUGCAGAACUAUCUGUCCUGGAUGCUCAUCAUGGAGCGGGUGAGCAGUCUGAGCCGUCGCUUCAAAGAUGUGAGAGCGCACUACAGAAAGGCUUUGCAUGGCACUACAGUAGAGGAGGCAAGGUGGAGAGAUUGUGUACGUUACGUUCAGGGCAACAUGGAAAACGCAGUCGGAGCUUUGUAUGUACGGGAAACCUUCUCUGGAAACAGCAAACGCAUGGUGGGUAAUCUGAUCAGACAGAUUCAAGAGGCUUAUGUAGAGACGCUGGAAGAGUUGAGCUGGAUGGAUCAACAGUCCAAGGAAAAAGCCAGAGAGAAGGCCAUGGCGAUAUCAGAACAGAUUGGUUAUCCUGACCACAUCCUUGAGGAGGAGAAUAAGAAACUAGAUGAGGAAUACACUCACUUUAAUUUCAGUGAGGAAAACUACUUUGAAAAUAUUCUGGAAAAUUUGGCAGCAUCAGCCCAGAAAGGUCACAAAAAGCUGAGGGAUCCCGUCGAUCCUAACAUCUGGAUUAUUGGUGCUGCUGUGGUCAAUGCAUUCUACUCGCACAACAGAAACCAAAUUGUAUUCCCUGCUGGCAUCCUACAGCCUCCGUUCUUCAGUGAGAAACAGCUGCAAGCUUUAAACUUUGGUGGAAUUGGGAUGGUGAUAGGACAUGAAAUCACUCAUGGAUUUGAUGACCACGGCCGGAAUUUCGACAAAGAUGGGAACAUGUAUAAUUGGUGGAGCAACUAUUCUGCAGAGAACUUUGAAGAUCAAUCUAAAUGCAUGGUGGAACAGUACGGCAAAUUCAGCUGGAAACUUGCAGGAGGCCAAAAUGUCAGUGGCAUCUCAACAUUAGGAGAAAAUAUUGCUGACAACGGUGGAGUUCGCCAAGCAUAUAAGGCAUAUAUGAAGUGGGUGCAGAGAGAGGGCGAAGAGUACCGUCUACCCGGACUGGACAUGGAUCACAAACAACUCUUUUUCCUGAACUUUGCUCAGGUCUGGUGUGGUGCCUGCCGCCCUGAAUAUGCCAUACAGUCAGUCAAAACUGAUCCGCACAGUCCGCUGGAGUACAGGGUACUAGGGUCCCUCCAGAACUUUGAAGCAUUUUCCGAAGCUUUCCAUUGUGAACGAGGAACCCCCAUGAACCCAGAGGAGAAAUGUCGGGUGUGGUAACCUUGUGUUGGUAAAACCAGAGUAUGUGUAUAUUUCACAAAUACGACAGCAAUUACAAGAGCUUGGAUCAUAUAAUGUUGUGCUAUUAUUCUGCAGUGGAAGUUGCCUGUCUGUUAGUCUGAUCAUGUGGCAGAUGCAACCAAGGUGUUAGACACCUACAUGUGUGACUACAUAGAUGUAUACAAAAGCGCACAUAUAACCAACAACUUCAGGCAUAGUGAAUGUACACAGUCAGGGUGGUGUUUUGAAAAAGAGGCAUGCUUUUUCAUCUAUUUAAAGGUAAAGUGUGUGUUUUUUUUAUUAUUUUGAAGUAAAAUACUUUCUCAUGUCUCAUCUAAAUAUGCAGAAACAACUAUAAGCAAGCCAUUUGUUGCUUAAUUUCCUCUAAAAAAGUACAUCAUGACCAGCCAAACACAGCAGCUUUGACUCAACCAAUGAGGUGCGAUUGGGGUGGCACUAUCUGUUUGGUUGACCAAUGGCUGAUGGGGAAAGUGUUAGGGAAACCUGUUUGAAAACCUACUUUAAAAACAAGAAAAAUAGUGAUUUUUUGCUAUUUCGUUUGGUACUAUUAUGAAUUAUGAAAUCACUGUUGCAAAAUAUUUUAGUUAAUAUGCCUUGUUUACAGGUAUCUUAAGAUAUUUGAUUAAUUUUGGCAUCAAAAUGUGUGUAAAAAAAUAUUUCUUUGUGAUGAGAGGGCUGAUUGACAUUGAGCAAAAUCAGGUUAUUUUUCCAGAUUAUGUAAACAAACAAGUCUCUCAGUUGGCUUUUGAUUAUGUUGGCUCUCCAAAAAAACAUUGGUUGAGCUUGACAGAUCCUAAAAUUGGCCAACAACUGUAGGCUUGGAAGCCCACGUAGAUUGCUGUUUGAAUAGAACCCAUCUUUUGUUUUACAAUAAACAACCUUGACAUUUUUUGAUGAUGGAAUGAGAUGUAUUUUUCUUUUAAAGCAUGCAGUGAGAAAAUGAGCAAAAUAGACAAGCCCUAUUGAGUACUGCUUUCCAAAAACUGAUAAAACAUGAGAGCUUAACGUUACGUAAACGGGACUGUUUUGCAUCUGUAACUAUGACCUGACAAACUUAAGACUGUUAAAACCAUAUUGUUUCAAGCUUUUGUGCUUUUUUCUGUGCAUAAAUAGAUUUAAUACAUUGCUACCUUGUAAAUACGCUGCAGACUUCUCUUUAAAACGUUAUGAAGUUACCACAGUACAGGAACAAAAUAGCUACAACGGGUCACCGAGAACCAAGACUGUAUACGAUAAUGACUGUUAUUGUACUGGUACCCUGUAUAUACAAGCUAUUUAACAGCUUUGCUCUACAAUUGAGGAUUUCUGUUGCUCAGCGAACUAUUGACAUCUUAUCUUGUUUAGUAUGUUAAAUGGUUAGAAUCAGAGUCAGAGAGACACAUAUUGGAAUGUUGUUGGUUUUCGCUGGAAGAGGAAAAAUAAUGACGCUUAACACUCUGAGGGGUCUUCAACCUGUCCACCUGCUGAUUGUGUUUAUCAUUAGCCUAAGCAAAAACACCAUUACAGUAUCAGCCUGUGUUGUCUAACAGCUGUAACCAAGGUUUCAGAGUUUAGCUGGUUAGCAUGGCUCAGUUACCUCCUGCUGGUAGAUGUAGUAACUACACCAUCUGGGCCUAAAAAGCACUGCUGACCAAGAUGGCCAACUAGGCCGAAGCCAGGCUAGUAGUUUAGCUGAUGAAUCAUCUUGAUUAGCUUGGACUAAAUCAUUGAUAAAAAUGGCUAGCUUAAACCAACUAGAAUCUGUUUAAGCCAGGUUAGUAGUUAAACUGGUGAGUAGCAUGGGCCAACUAAUUUCUAAAAAUGACCAGCUUGGACCAACUAGAAACCGUUUAAGCCAGCUAACAAUAGAUGCAAAUUUUAGCCAGGCUAGACUAGCUUGGACUAAAUAAUUGCUAAAAAUGGCUAGCUUGAACCAACUAGAAUCUUUUUAAGCCAGGCUAGUUACACUGGUGGACCAUCUAGACUAGCUCGGACCAACUAAUGGCUAAAAAUGACCAACUUGGAUAAACUAGAAACCGUUUAAGUCAGCUAAUAAAAGAUGCAAAUUUUAGCCAGGCUAGUAGUUUGGCUGAUGAACCAUCUAGACUAGCUUGGAUGAACUAAUGGAUAAAAAUGGCCAACUGGGACCAACUAUAAACAAUGCAAACCAGCUAACAACAGAUGCUAGUUUCAGCCAGGCUAGUAGUUGAGCUGAUCAUCCAUCUAGACUAACUCAGACCAACUAAUGGCUAAAAAAGACCAGCUUGGACUAACUAGAAGCCAUACAAACCAGCUACCACAAGAUGCUAGUUUAAGCUUGAUUGUUCAGCUGGCAAUUGUCUGUAAUGGUGGCAUGUAAGAUCAAAUAAUUUGUAGUUUAUUCUUAACAAACAGGAGCAUUUGUUUGGUCUUGCUCAGUAUCUCUCAGGCAUUGGUGUGGGUUGGUAAUUUUAGCAAGGUAGGUGAAGUCAUGGCUCCUAGUUCAUAAAUUGAUCAGUCGCACACAGAGAAGAGGGCUGAUGGGGCAGCUAGUUUGUGUGUGAGCCGAAGCAUAACAGGCGAAACGAAAGCCAGCAGUUAAAUCUCAGAUGGACACAUCUCUCAUUUGAGUUGAGGUCAGAGCCGGUGACUGUUAUUUUCUGUCUUGAUUAAGUUGUAAUGACAACAGGACUGAACAGAAGGAAGGAAAAAUGGACAAGAUCAAACAAAUGUCAGAAAUGUCAGGGUUAUUGAUAUGACUGUUAUCUCUCACGACAGAGACUUUCGUCAUGAAUGUUCAUAUCUGCCUGUGAUUUUUCAUUGCUAGCCAAUUUAAACCUCAACACCAUUGUAAUGGCACGUACUGUUUGAUGCACAGGACACAAGUGAUACAUUGAAUGCAAGUGACUAUUUAGCAUUAAAUUAAAUGUUAAUACCUAGAGUUAAUACCAUUGCAGCAGAAAGGGUUUUAUCAAGAUGAAAUGGCAAAAAAAAAAAAAAAAAACGUUUCCGCAGAAUUAUAAGCAUAUACGUUUUUAAAUGCGAUACAUUGCCAGAAAAGAAAAGGAGCCCUGUUUCACAGAAAAAAAAAUUGUUUUGUUUUAGUGUGUUGAUGAUUCUGAAGUGAACUAUUAAAAAUAAGCUUAUCAUGUUUAUUAUAAAAUCAGGAAUUGAAAUGCCAAGAACUUUUUGAACACAAGAAUGAUCCAUAAUUAUUCUGUGAUUUUCUGGUUCAUGGGUGAAUUUCACAGAAACAUGUCCAGGUCACAUUUCACUCCAAAAAAAUAAAAAUAAAAGAAAGAAAGAAAAACUAUUAAAGUUGUAAAAGUUAAAUACCAUUAUUUUUCACAUUAUAGUCAUGAGAAUGAGAUUUGAUGUCACAGUGCAAAAAACAACAACAAAAAAAUCCUUAAAAAAAAAUUCUGUGAAACCCCACAUCCACAUGCAUGGACAUUACGUUUUGGCUUCGCUAUAGACUAUGCUUAAUUAUAUUUAAUUUUUUUAAUCAACUGAUCCUAGUUCAGGAGACACUGGGCUGUCAUUAAAGGGUUAAACUUGUGACAAAUAACUCAACUCAACUUUUGUUUUUUGGAGAACGGCAAAAAAAAAAAAAAACUACAUCUGGUAAGAAACCAGCUUAAGCUUUUACAUUAAAACCUGUUUGAGUCAAAAGAGUAGAGUCAAUAGUUUCAUCUGAUAUGCCAUUUUUAAAAUUUCAUAGAUUUAUCAUGAAAUGGCAAGCUGACAAUAUCCAUGCACGUGGACAAUAGGACUUUCCAUAAAAAUCCUACAUUCAUUAUCCAUUAUCACAUUGAGAAUCAAUGGUCAUGUCCAAACACUGGAAAAUGUUGUUUUCAGAUGCUUUAUAUGGAGUUAGGAUGAAAUUAGGUGCAUUUCAAACUGUUCUGAGACCUGUGAAGACAGAUAACACACUGGAGGUCAAGUCAGUCACUAAUUAGGGAGCAAGAAAGCAUCCUCUAGCUUUCCUAUGCAGCUAAGUGCAUUCACUUCUAACAUCUGAUCAAAAGUUCAGUUUCAGGUCUGCAGAUGAUUUUUGGACUCAGGAGGUUAAGAAAAAUAUAGUUUCUUAUUUCUUUUAAUUUUGGGGUGAAAUAUAAGCUGUUCUUGACAGGUUUCGUGAGGUUCACCCUUUUGUUAAGAGUUGCCACAUGACUAUAGAUGCUGCUAUUUAAAAAUAUCUGGGGUUUGUCUUAUUCUGUACAUAGACUCGCUGACUGUUGAAAGAUCUCUAACUGAUAUUCAUUGAAAAUACAGUAUGUCCAUGUUUGAUUGAGACCAUACACACUUUAUAAUCCUUUCUAAGUGAAUGCUUUAUAAUUAUAUUGUUCUGCAAUGAAUCUGAAUAUAUGGCUUAAAAAUAUUAUUUAGCUAAAAAUAUUGUUAUCAUAUAUAAGAAAAUAUGUAAGCUUCAACAAUAAACUUGUCAA